Hypoxylon trugodes is the source of this 2032-nucleotide messenger RNA. RefSeq names its product cation efflux protein. The record is from RefSeq and is a predicted model, not a curated record. Gene Ontology annotation, molecular function: zinc ion transmembrane transporter activity. The transcript has 7 exons. Gene Ontology annotation, cellular component: membrane. Lineage: Eukaryota; Fungi; Ascomycota; Sordariomycetes; Xylariales; Hypoxylaceae. The coding region runs from base 306 to 1646 and encodes 446 amino acids. Gene Ontology annotation, biological process: zinc ion transmembrane transport; intracellular zinc ion homeostasis.
CCCCAAAAAUUAUGUGAUCCAAUCGUGACUCAAGGCAGACGAGAAACUCUGAAGCUGCACACACAAAAGAUGGGACCACAAAUCAAUAAGCACUCUCAGUCACCAUUAUUUCCAGGCAAAAUCAAAGUCAGCAAAUAUUAAUGACAUUGAUAUAGAUAUCUAGAAACUUAGAUACCCACCUGGGAAGUUAUUCAAAGACCUGGCCGCAUAAUAUCUGGGGCCGUAAAUUCUAACCUUGGGCGAUAAUCCGCCAAGUAACUCCCAUCCAGCAUCUCGGUACCGCAUUACAAUACCAACUACCGGUUAUGGGUGUAUUCAAGCUUUCAUCGAAGCAGAAGCUUCUCGCCAUUAUUGGCAUAUCGUUCUCAUUUUUCAUUGCCGAAUUAGUUGUGGCAUUUUAUACCAAAUCUCUAGCUCUAUUAGCAGAUGCCUUUCAUUAUAUGAAUGACCUAAUCGGUUUCAUUGUUGCCCUUGUCGCCAUUAUUAUCUCAGAACGUGCCGUCUCUCCCCAUAACUUCUCCUUUGGUUGGGCACGUGCUCAACUACUCGGCGCCUUCUUCAAUGGCGUCUUCCUUCUUGCUCUCGGUAUAUCCAUUUUCCUCCAAUCAAUUGAGAGGUUCAUAACAAUUGAACGCGCCGAUGAUAAAUCUGCCGUAGGCGUUGAUAAUCCUAUACUCGUACUCAUUAUAGGGGGUGUCGGGUUUGCAUUGAAUGUUAUCAGCGCAACCUUAUUGCAUGAACAUCACGGCCACGACCAUGGAGGACACAGCCAUAGCCACGACCAUGCGCAAGACGAAAGCCAUGCCGAGGAUCACGGACAUGAUCAUACCCAUAACCACGUUAAUGUCGAGGCGGGUGGACAGACUAGUGACACCUCAGGUGAAGAUCAAGACGAGAUCCCCCUAACUCCUAUUAGCGCCCAUGCCGAGCAUCGACAUACCAUCGUAAAUCUGCAAUCUUCUGGGCACGACCUCGGUAUGAUGGGUGUUCUACUACACGUCAUCGGCGACGCAUGUAACAAUAUUGGGGUAAUCAUCGCAGCCUUGAUUAUCUGGCUUGCACGUUCUGACGCCAGAUUCUACGCCGAUCCUGGUAUCAGCAUGGGCAUUGCCCUCAUGAUCCUGAUGACGUCGGUACCACUCGUCAAGAACAGCGGCAAAAUCCUAAUGCAGAGCGCUCCAACAGGCGUGAACAUAGACGAUGUUAGACACGAUCUCGAGAAGAUCCCCGGCAUCCAAUCCGUUCAUGAACUACAUGUAUGGCGACUUGACCAGAAAAAAUCGAUCGCAACAGCCCACGUUGUAGUAUCUAAUAACGAGAUGACUGAUUUCAUGGACCGCGCACGAACCAUUGGAGAGUGUCUCCAUGAAUAUGGCAUCCACUCGGCAACCCUACAGCCUGAGCUUGCGACCCCUACAUCAACGUCAACCACAGGUAACGGUAGCAGUAGCAGUCGCAACAGCACCGACAACAUCCGGGUUGAACCAAACCCUGCAGCCGUUACUCCUGAGACUGCAUCGGCCUCGGGUGCGUCGAUUAGAAGACGACGUCCCGAGAUAACAGCAGUCGCGGCUCCGUGCCAGAUCGCGUGCGGAAACUUAUGCGAGAGCUUAACGUGUUGCAACACAACCACAAUGCGUAUCUAAAAAUCGAUUAUAACAGAAGUUGAGAUUUUUUUUCGGAGUUAUACACUGCAAGAUAUAGUGCUUGCAUCCAGGGGUAAGAUGGCUGUACACUAGACAGAUAACUGGCACAACGCGCCAUAUGCGCCAUAUACAGAACAAAUAAAUGCUUUCGCUAUCUCCCCAGCUUAUGUCCAUUAUCUAUUGGUGAUAUCUUCCAAAGAUUAUUUCGAAAUCGCAUCAAAGCCAGGGAAACGACGAACACAAUAAUCUCGUCCAUCUGUCUAAAGUAACCCAGCGCCACCAGCACAUUGCCACCCUAUAGUUCACAAAUCCCACCCCACGGGCCGUCCUCUGCAAUCUAUCAUCCCGUGUCUGAGAACCUUUAUGGCCUCAUACCACAAUCUAAA